GGUCUGGGACGUAGACUUGGUUUCGUCAGCUCAUUCCCUUGCCACGACUAAACCUCAAACGCUCGGCCCCAAGCUGCAAGGCGCAACCAUUCUGUGUGAGGCAUUAGCGACUUCAGAGAAGAAGGCGCUAGGCUACCUCCAAGUUGUCACCUAUAAGCAUGCGAUCCUGGGUCUCGCCGGCUUGGACCGAGCUGCUAGUCAAUUCGAUACAGGCACGAGAAUCGGACGCAUUUCACCCUGCCAUCUGCCUACUCUCGCCAACAUCCGGGCCCACGUUUGAUCACUACACACGAAAAUUGUCCGAAAAGCACACGCUUCUUGCUCCCCUCAAGUCUUUCCGACAAUGCUUCAUGAGUUACCGGACGAGAUACUCUGGCGAGUCCUGCAGACGCCGAUGCACCUCCAAGUCACUUGCACAGUUACAUGACGCUCCCCAUGGCCACAGCGAGAUCUGUGUGACCUGGCUUUGUCCCGAUUUGUACGCCUUGUGGGAGCGCGGGAUGCUCGCACCUCCCCUCAGAAAGAAGUGUCAGAGUCUCGUUCCGCUCUCACAGACGUGUCGAAAGUGGCGCGCGUUUAUUGAGCCGCUGCUCUGGCAUACCGUCGACAUUGCGUGGAUGAGAGACUUGCGCGAUUUGGCGUCUCUAAUAUCUGUGCAAAACAGCGAUGAAGGCGGUCGUCCAAGGAAUCACACGCGAACACUCACUUUUUCAUGGACCACGCCUUGGGACACCGCCGACUCGCAAUGGCAAUGCAAUGGAUGCGUAUCAAAUUCUUUCGCGGAUCGCAAAGCAGCUCAGUCUGUUGAAGAAAGAAGAGAACUGUACGCAGCGUACGGCACGAAGUACUCCAAGACUUGGCCCAAUCCUCCAUUUCUUGCCGCUCAUCCUCGCGAGUGGUCAGUCGGCCCCGACUACGAUGGGCUGAUGAGUGAUUUGCCGAAUGUCGCGGCGGCAGAAGCAGCGCUGGUCCGGGUCAUCUUGGCGAUGCCAAAUUUGGAAUGCGUCGCUUGGUCCGCAGCGAGUUGGCCAAUGCCGGCCUCGGUUGCCAAAGCGGUCCGCACCUGCAGACAGAUGAAAUAUCUGCGUGUACAGGACGAGGAUGGUGCUUGCGAGCACUACACAAGUGCUGCUUGGCUGGCCGCGGCACCGAGCCUAAUGACCCUCUCGCUCAUCGACCGGUCGAUUCAUAAAUCACGGUUCAACACGGACUGGUUGUGCAAGGAUCCCCAAAAGACAUAUGGCGUUGCAGUGUCUACUCAGCUGCCGCACGCAAGUCCACUUCCUCGACCACUCCACUUGACCCGUAGAGCAUUGUCAGCACUUCUUUGUGCACAGGUGAAAACGAUUUUGGAGUGCAUGGCUGUCUCGCAGAAUCUCAAGACUCUCGAGAUUUCAAGCCCAGUGUUGUUGUACAUUCCUGCGAUGCUCCCGGUUUGGAUGGCACUAGACCUUAGGCCCCAGUAUAUCGGUCAUGAGGGAGAGUACGACACGUCGAAAAGACUGCCCUUCUCUGAAACGUCACGAGCGGUGGAAGGUUUAGAUGUCCUGCGCAAAGCCGUUCUACCAUCGCUGGGUUGGCAAGCAGACCGGCACUGGCAAGAAGAGUCUACAGACACCGAAAACCUGCUUCGUAUACACGAGCUCGCGCGAGAACAUGCAGCUUCUGUGACACAAUCGGUGCGAGAUAUUUACCGAAAAAUUGCAUCUUCUGGUCUAGAAGACCGAUCUGCGUCCCUAAAGAGAUGGUUUGGCUUCGACGAGGCAGUCCUAAGCGCAGGCACGACGGUAGACGACUUGCCUGGACCGCCUGCCUGCAGCGAAGGUCUCGAAGAGGAGCAGGAAGUUGGGCCACUUCAGCAGGUGUACCGAACACCAGCGGAGACACUUUCAGAAGGGCACACCGAUGCAUCUUUAGAGUCAGACAUCCACGAUGAAGAAGACGAGGCGACAAGGAAAGCUACGGAAGAACAACCUGUACCUCCCUUUGCCGUCUGGCUCGCCGAGGAUGAAAGCAUGCGCAGACACGUCCUUGCCGCUCUGCGCCGAUAUUGUAGCACCCAAGAAGAACCCACAGUAUCUUUCACAGGACAGAACGCGUCUUGACCGCACGAAACAUUUGCCGUCGUAAUUGGCCGCGCAAGGGAAUGCUCUCAGGAGCUGCGCGGCAUAGGCAAAGCGUCUCUCGCAGGCACGACGAAUCUUGAACAUUCAUUGGAUUGUCUUGGUUGACACAAUGGCUCCCAUGGAUCAAUUUUGCUCGACUUCAGGAACUA
This is a messenger RNA of Ceraceosorus guamensis, 2275 nucleotides long. RefSeq lists its product as hypothetical. The transcript is spliced from 2 exons. Lineage: Eukaryota; Fungi; Basidiomycota; Exobasidiomycetes; Ceraceosorales; Ceraceosoraceae. The record is from RefSeq and is a predicted model, not a curated record. The coding region runs from base 159 to 2105 and encodes 648 amino acids.